This is a messenger RNA of Suricata suricatta (meerkat), 1774 nucleotides long. RefSeq names its product otoconin 90 (gene OC90). The record is from RefSeq and is a predicted model, not a curated record. Gene Ontology annotation, cellular component: extracellular matrix. Gene Ontology annotation, biological process: arachidonate secretion; lipid catabolic process; phospholipid metabolic process. Bases 75 to 1586 code for a protein of 503 amino acids. The transcript has 15 exons. Gene Ontology annotation, molecular function: calcium ion binding; phospholipid binding. NCBI's taxonomy places the organism in Eukaryota, Metazoa, Chordata, Mammalia, Carnivora, Herpestidae.
CAACAACCCUCCAAGCCCCCUCAACAGCAGGCUAUCCCAUUGGAUGCCUCAACCCCAUCCUCUGGCCUUGAACUAUGAUUGUGCUUCUCCUGCUGAGUAUGCUGGUGGCCCCUCACGGCGGGGGCCACCCUCUGGACACCCCACACCUUCCACGGGAGCUGCCUCCAGGGCUCUCAAAAACUAUCAAUCUCACUUCCUUCCAUGGGGUGUUUAAAAAUGUGGAAAGCGUGGCCGACAUUUUUGACUGCCUGGGCUCCCACUUCACCUGGCUGCAGGCCGUCUUCACCAGCUUCCCUGCGCUCCUCCACUUUGUGAAUGGGCUGAGGUGUGUGGCUGGUCUGUGCCCCCGGGACUUGGAGGACUACGGCUGUGCCUGCAGGUUUGAGAUGGAAGGGUUGCCUGUGGACCAGUCUGACAGCUGCUGCUUCCAGCAUCGCAGGUGCUACGAGGAAGCCGCAGAAAUGGACUGCCUCCAGGACCCUGCCAAGCUCCGCACGGAUGUCGACUGCGUCAGCAAGAGGAUCACGUGUGAGUCCGGGGACCCUUGCGAGCACCUGCUGUGUACCUGUGACAAGGUUGCCAUAGAGUGCUUGGCUCGGUCCAGCAUCAACUCUUCCCUGAACCUUCUGGAUGCUUCCUUCUGUCUGGCUCAGACUCCAGAGACGCCCAGCACGAGGCAGCUGACGACGCUUCUGCCCAGAGUGGCUCCCACGGACCCUGCAAAUGCCAGUGCAAUGGCCCUUUCGGAAGAAGUGGCUCCUGAGACCAGAGCUGACCCGAUGACCACGCCCUCCAGGACAAACACGGGCCAAGGCCAUCAAGGUAUGGAAGCUGCUCGGACCACGCCCCCUCCGGGAUCUGCAGAGAUGGGCGCCUCGGUACAAGGUGUAACCAUUGUCCCCGCUGGCUUGAAGUCUCUGGGCUUCACUGCGUCGUCCGUCAAAAGUGGCCCAGGGGAGAUAAGUGGCAAAGCCUGUGACAGGUUCACCUUCCUGCACCUGGGACCCAGGGACAUCAUGUGGGUGACACCUCAGCUUGGAGAGAUGCUCUUUUGUCUGACGUCCCGAUGCCCGGAAGAAUUUGAAUCUUAUGGCUGCUACUGUGGACAGGGAGGACAAGGCGAGCCAAGGGAUGCCCUGGACAGGUGCUGUUUCUCCCACCACUGCUGCCUGGAGCAGGUGAGAAGGCUGGGCUGCCUGUUCGAGAGGCUUCCUGCAUCACCGGUGGAGUGCGUGGACGGUACAGCCAAAUGUGUGGGGCAGAGCCCGUGCGCUAAGCUGCUUUGUGCCUGCGACCAGACGGCGGCCGAGUGCAUGGCCUCUGCCUUCUUUAACCAAAGCCUCAAGUCCUCGGGCGCAGGAGAGUGCCCGGGCCACGGGCCACCCUGUGAGGACAGCUCGCCCGGAGGGCCCGCGGCUUCCUCCCCCGGCUCCAGCUCCGAGGAGAACAGCGAGGAGGCCACGCCGCACGCGGAGGGCCUGAGGAGAACCAGAAGGUUUCUGGGGAAGCCACUGGGUGGUGUGGGGACCAGGCCACCACAUGGCCGCAGACAGAGCCCCAGAGGAAGCGGGAAGCACGCCCUCUAGUUCCCUCCCUUACUGUACGCUCCUCUCUGUCCUCAGCACAGGCCCAAGGGGCAGAGGGCCGGGUUGGCCCUGGCCCUGUGGCGCCAGCCCGCGUGGGCAUGUGCAUUAGAGCGGGUGGGUGAGGGGCGGCUCUGUACUCCCUUCAGCGCUCCCUGGAAGCCCAAUAAAUACUCCAGUCAGUGUUGGCA